Molecule: messenger RNA, 1454 nt
Organism: Sphaeroforma arctica JP610
Lineage: Eukaryota; Ichthyosporea; Ichthyophonida
Product: aspartate aminotransferase, cytoplasmic
Exons: 8
Coding region: 81-1277 (398 amino acids)
Biological process (GO): amino acid metabolic process; biosynthetic process
Molecular function (GO): pyridoxal phosphate binding; transaminase activity
Source: RefSeq, a predicted model, not a curated record
UCCAUUCGUAUUCAGUUCCUUAAACAUACACUACCUAUCAACGACAGGUACAUAGCAGAUAUACACAAAUACAAGCAAUCAUGGGCACUUUUGACAAUGUCGAGCAGGCUCCUCCAGACGCCAUCUUCGCAGUGCUGAACGCUUUUAAGGCAGACACAGACUCGCGAAAGAUUAACCUCAGUGUGGGUGCGUAUAGAACCGAUGAGGGCACGCCAUGGGUAUUGCCUACAGUCGCAAAGGUUGAAGGAACACUCAAGAAUGUGAACCACGAGUAUCUGCCUAUUGAUGGUAACCCCGUGUACAACGCUGGUAUGCGCGACCUCGCCCUGGGCAAGGACUCGAUAGCAAUCAAAGAGGAACGUACUUGUGCCGUGCAAAUGCUCAGUGGCACCGGCGCGUUGCGCAUUGCCGCCGAGUUCAUCUCCAAGUUCCACCAAUCGAAGACUAUACUUGUAUCGACACCUACGUGGGGCAACCAUAAUGCUAUCUUCAAGCGUGCAAACUUGGAUAUAUUGCCAUACCGGUACUACAAGGCGGAGACUCGCGGACUUGACUUCGAAGGUAUGAUCGCUGAUCUGGAAGCAGCCCCCGAGCACUCCACUGUGCUGCUGCACGCUUGUGCGCACAACCCCACGGGAGUGGAUCCCACCAAUGAGCAAUGGGCCCAGAUUGCUGUGGUCAUGAAGCAGAAGGGCCAUUUCCCCUUGUUCGAUUGUGCAUACCAGGGUUUCAUGAGUGGCAACCUUGCCGAUGAUGCCUUUGCAAUCCGAUACUUUGUUGAGCAAGGGUUCGAGUGCCUCGUCUGCCAGUCGUGCUCGAAGAACUUCGGAUUAUACAACGAGCGUGCGGGAUGCUUAACGGCAGUCCUCAGCACAAAGGAGGCGGCGGCUGCUGUGCUGUCGCAGCUGAAGAUCCUUGUCCGUUCCUCGUACUCGAACCCACCCAACCAUGGAGCAGCCAUUGUAGCGAAUAUACUGAGCGAUGCCUCGUUAUAUAAGGACUGGGAGGACGAUCUGAACACCAUGAGUGGCCGUAUCCUCAGUAUGCGCCAGCAGUUGCACGAUGCUAUUGUGGCUAAAGGUGCUACUCAGGACUGGAGCCAUAUGUUGAAGCAAAGGGGCAUGUUCACGUUCACCGGACUGACACCGGCACAGGUUGAGCGCCUCACGUCCGAAUUCCACGUGUACCUACUCAAGAACGGGCGCAUCAAUAUGUGCGGCGUCAACAGUCACAACAUCGACUAUCUGGCCAACGCCAUUGUAGAGGUGACCAAAUAAAGACGGUAGCUGUCUUGUAGCACAGCACUCAUACUCGCAUGCAGGAUGGUUCAGAAGGGGAUGGUAUGACAAUCGGGUUUUAUUGAAUUUGAUGGCAAAUGCACAUGCCGUUUAGAUGUGGCUACCUCGUUAUUUUAGUCUCGUACAAGGCAGCAGCUGUAUAACAAUGGUAGAAAA